AUGGAAGACAAUGGAGGUGCCGGGAAGCGGAAGGAGAAGCUGACCGACGCUCAGAAGAAAGAAAAGAAGGAACAGGAUCUCCAGAAUAACAUCACAUUUUCAGUUGAGGCGCACCUGGAGUUUUAUAGGGACAAGCACAAAGAAAUGGACGAAGAAACCUCAACAAAGAACAUGAGAGAGCUACUAGCGGCAAGCCUAAAACCAAGGAAAGAGAAGUAA
Triticum turgidum subsp. durum (durum wheat) is the source of this 219-nucleotide messenger RNA. NCBI's taxonomy places the organism in Eukaryota, Viridiplantae, Streptophyta, Magnoliopsida, Poales, Poaceae. The record is from the annotation of a GenBank genome assembly.